Iphiclides podalirius (scarce swallowtail) is the source of this 495-nucleotide messenger RNA. Lineage: Eukaryota; Metazoa; Arthropoda; Insecta; Lepidoptera; Papilionidae. The record is from the annotation of a GenBank genome assembly.
AUGUUGGAUUUACUACUUCAAGCAGAAAAACAAGGGUCUAUUGAUGCUCAGGGUAUAAAAGAAGAAGUUGACACGUUUAUGUUUGGGGGUCAUGACACCUCUGCAACAGCCCUGCAGUACAUUUUGAUGGUUUUCGCCAACCACCCGGAUGUUCAGAUGCGGGUGCUAAAGGAGUAUGAUGAAGUUUCUGAAUCGUUGGAAUCCUUCGCCGGGUCGUUUUCACUAAACGAUCUAUCAAAGUUAAAAUAUCUUGAUUGCUGUGUUAAGGAAUGCUUAAGGCUUUAUCCGUCUGUACCGUUUAUAAUAAGAAGCAUUGAGCAUACUGUUAAAUUAAGUCAUAAGUACGCGAUGAUACAGAUGAAACUGGCAAUACUGGAUAUAUUAAAAACAUACAAGUUGUUACCUGUGACCAAGCCAGAGGAUGUUAAGUUCACAUCGGACUUAAUGCUUCGUUCGACGGAGCAUGUUUACGUUAAGUUUGAAUUACGAAAUAAA